GAUUUGACUGGUACUGAGGCCGAGGAGGAGGAGAAGGAGGAGGGAGUGCCAUGCCAGGUCUAUCAUACUGUGGACUGGUUUGACUUGUCACGGGGCAUUUCCGUCAAACAAUGUAUGUCAGUCACAGAAAAUAGUAAGCAGUUAGUUAAAAAAAGAAGGAAAAAGAUAAGUGGGAACUUUGAGGCGUCGCCAGAGGAAAACUACGUAGGAUGGGCGAGCGCGCAGACACUGCGUUUAACACCACUGGAUCCAAGUGGCUGCUGCCUGUCAGUGAGAUCUUGGGCUUUCCUCUUGAUCAGGUGAAUUUUUUGGCGUGUCAGCUGUUUGCCCUGGCUGCUGCCUUCUGGUUUCGUCUCUACCUCAGUCCUAGCCAUGCCAAUCCCCUGGUCAGGCACGCCGUGGCCACUCUCCUCGGCAUUGCCUUCCUCAUCUUCUGCUUUGGAUGGUACUCAGCUCACAUCCUGACAGUAGUGGUUGCAAGCUACUUGAUCAUCAUCAAUGCUGACAUCAACAAUGUACACAAGUAUUCCAUGGUGACGGCUAUGGGCUACUUGACAGUGUGCCAAGUGAGCAGAGUCUUCAUCUUUAACUAUGGAAUACUGUCCACUGACUUCUCUGGACCUCUGAUGAUAGUAACCCAGAAGAUCACAACACUGGCUUUUCAGCUCCAUGAUGGUAUGUGUAAGAAAUCUGAACAACUGACCCCGGAGCAGAAGCUUCUGGCUAUAAAUGUGAGGCCUUCUCUCAUCGAAUACCUGAGUUACAAUCUGAACUUCCUGAGUAUCUUGGUGGGACCAUGCACUAACUAUAAGGACUACACAGACUUCAUAGAGGGCCAACACAUCAGCAGGAGGCUCAGGCAGCACUCUGGGACAUGUAAUGGUCAGAACGGUUAUGAUAAGACACCGGACCCGUCACCUCUGAGCGCAGUCUGUAAAAAAUUGUUGAUCUGCUGCGGCUGUAUGCUGUUCUUCCUCACUGUGACCCGGUCCUUGCCGAUAACGUACAACGUAGACCCCCACUUUGUCAGCCAGACCCCCUUCCUCACCAGACUCACCUACGCUUUCUUCUCCAUACAAGCAGCAAGGCCCAAAUUCUACUUUGCUUGGACACUAGCUGAUGCAGUCAACAACGCUGCAGGUUAUGGUUUCUUGGGAAUGGAUGAAAAUGGAAAGCCAUCUUGGGACCUCAUGUGCAACCUUAACAUCUUGGGGAUUGAGACUGCAACCAGCUUCAAGACAUUUAUAGACAACUGGAAUAUUCGAACAGGAAUUUGGCUCAAAACGGUGUGUUAUGACCGAGCCCCUAGGCACAGGUUGCCGUUAACCUUCGUCCUGUCUGCCCUGUGGCACGGUGUUUAUCCUGGGUACUAUUUCACCUUCAUCACUGCCAUCCCAAUCACCAUGGCAGCACGAACUGUACGGAAGUCUGUUCGCCACUACUUCCUGGCCUCUAGAGCCUUGAAACUGAGUUACGACAUCUUAACUUGGGCAGCCACCCAGCUAGCCAUCUGCUACACUGUCAUGCCUUUUCUACUUCUUGCAGUAGAGCCCACUUUGAUUUAUUACAGGUCUAUGUACUUCCACGUGCACAUCAUUAGCAUUCUGGCUGCGAUCGCCCUGCAUCAUAAGCACAAACCCCGGGAACCCUCUGCCACCACUAAAACGUUUUCCCCCUCCCCAUUCUCGUCUUCAUGCUCAGCCCAGUGCCAGCCUGUUCACUCCAACAACAAUGACAAAGUAGACUGAAAACCCCCCUCUUCACGUUCUUUUACCAAACUCUCAGUCCAUGGUGUUCUCUCAAAGACUAGUGAAUAUCCCUUAAGGGCAUUCAACCAAUUUAAAACGGGAAAACAUUGUAUUAUUUAUUUUUGGGACAAAGUAAAGAGUUAGGACUAAAACCUUGACAGUACAAGACGAUGCAGGAUGUCAACCUAUGGCACUGGAUGUUCAUGGGCAAAGCUUUUCUACCAUACAGUGAGAUUGAGACAAUACAUCAAACAUAAGCUCAGCAGGCAGACUGCAAACUGAAACAUUAGCUGAGGGAACGUCUCUGGCCCCACCACCAGGACGCUGGCCUCCAUCCACUUUCCCCUCCACCUGCCCCCUCUCUCCUCCACUGUCCCCCCCCCUUUGCCCAUCUCAACACCAGCCUGCCUGCUCCAACAAACAAUACAACAGAGUGAAGAGAGAAAGGAGGCUCACUUUCUUUCCUGUCCUCUAUCUGCGCUGUCCAACUAACCGAUGGGAUGUAAGCCAGCACAGUAGAGGGCAGCUCAUAAACGGGGCAUAAAUACCAGCGCGCACAAAAACAAACAAACACAAACUCAUGCAUAAACAGGCAACACACUAGGAAACAAAUAUGCAUACUCUCUCUUAGACACGCUCAUACUUGGUCACAGUUUAAUAGCAUACAAAGGCUGCCCUUGUGUGGCACAACAAAAGAGCAUACCAAGAGGAGAGAGAACCCUUGUGUGUGUGUGUGUGUGUGUGUGUGUGUGUGUGUGUGUGUGUGUGUGUGGGUGGGUGGACCUUAUCAUGAAAAACUGUGGACUGUGUCGGUAUUUCUCCCACUGUUAGUUUGUACCAGCUUGGGGGAAAGACACUUGAAAUACCAAUUAGACCAUGCAGCUCUAAAACUGUCCAGUGAAACCAUUACUAGUCUUUUAAGGCCACAUUUCAACUCCUCCUGGUGAGGAGGCUUCACUAUGCUGUAGAACAAGUAAACACUAUCUAUAAUCAUGGGCUUUAGCUAUACCCGAGUAAACAUAAAGGAAAGGCUAACAAAUAGCUGAAGAAUACAUUGUGCAACAUAACAACAACUAUGUUGUUUUGCAUUGCAUAUUUGUAACAAGUGAUGAAAUGCUGCAAUCUGAGCACACAUUUUCAAUAACUUAAUGAACGUAGUCAGACUUUCCCCACAAAAUCUCUUUGUGUGCUGAAGCAGUAGGGGAUUUAAUAGUGCCGUAGUUCUUAAUGUGUUAGUAUUUACCAUGUGAUAGGUGCUGGAUACCUAUUAUCAUUGUCAUUAUUAUUAUUAUUAUUAUUAUUAUUGUGGUACAGAGUAAUUGAAUAAAAAGCUGAGGUGAAGCUGAGAAUACAUUUGAUGUUUCUCUUUUUGGGAGGAAGCCAUUGCACACUCAAAGAAUGGAAAGUAUGAACAAAAAUAGGAAUUUAUAUAUCAAACGUAUUUUUUCUCAGUAGGAGCAGGGUGCUGUGUUUGUUCUGUGGCUCUGUGAAAGAAUACAUUUGAAAACUGGUGAUCUACCAGAGCUUAUCAACAGCGGCAGGUUGAUUUAACAGAGACAUCUGCUGGUUGUUUGUACUGUCUGAACUCUGCUGAAGUAAUGAAGGUAGGCCAGUUGGGACUGACUGAAAUGGUCACGCUGCAGCAUCUCCCAGUGCAACUUUCAACCAACCAUGAGCAGAAACCAUAUUUUUCAACUUAUAUUACAAUGAAUCAGAGGGUGAUGCUUAUGAUGACAGAUCAGCUAAGCACUUCAUUCAUUAUUUGUUGUUUUUUUUGGAUCAAGAAUUGAUCACUCAUGGGAGGUUUGGCAUUGGGAGUUUUUAAAAGUGGCACGGUGGCUUGGAUAGUAAUGGUGCUAUCUGCUGCAGGCUAGCAUGUUAACUUUCAAAUACAUUUAGGGGUCAGUUCUUAAAAAGGUUUGCUAACAAUGCUAACAAGUUGCAAUGCAAGAAUAUAUUUUUGGUAGUGUAACAGUACACAGUAAAGAUGACAUACUGAAAAUGUCCCUUUAAAUGCAUUAUAUGGGUUGCCUAAUGAACAUGCAGUUUCUUCCUGUGGUUUAACAACCUCUUUUUGUGGUUAAUCAUGUUAGAGACACAAUCUAAAUGCAUUUUAUUACCUGCUUUGGAAUUUAAUCAAAACUUUUUGACUACUGGAAAAAUGUAUACUUUGGACUUGCCCGUUUUGGCAUUGACUCAACUUCUAGUUCUUAAUAUGUAAAGGCUCACAGUAGAGGCUUUUUUUUACAAGAAAAAACAUCAGACUAUGUAGACUUGUUUUCUAUUUUUCUGUCGAGACAUCAGUGUCAUUUUAAAAUCACACUUCUCAACUUUGUUGUGACAAGUACCCAGUUCACAGGCAAGUGUGUGGAGGAGUGGGCAUGUAUUGAAUUAACACUUAUUAUUCAGUUAAUACCAAUAAUGGGAAUUAUUUGAGAUUUUAAAGGAAACAAGAAGGAGAGGGCAUGUGUAUCAAACUAUUUCCCCUUGGCUAAUAAGAAGAAAUGUAUUUUUGACUACAUCUUUUAACUUUUGGGUCAUUUUGGAGAAAAAGAUGACUAUAUUUAAUGUUUAAUGUUUAACAACACAGUGAAAAAUUUCCUGGAGUUGAUGAAGCUUCAGUAGUGACUGCUUUGGGGACCUGUAGACUCUUUGCAAGAGGCCUGCAAUUCUUAACAUUUUGGCCUGAAAAAUACUGGUGCUAAAUGCCAAUGGUGUUACAGUUAGUCCCCACAACAGCCACUGUCAAAGGCUGACUGUACCUAAACUCCUCAAGAAGUGCUGAAAAGUGAAAACACUCUUCCCAAGUAUGGCUUUGUUAUAACAGAACUGUUUUUGUGAGACAAAGUCCUUAUUAACUGAUAUGGAACUAGUUAUAACCCUUAAAUCUGUUGUUAUCAAUAACAUGUACUUUGCACUGUAUGUAUGCUUGUUGCUAAUGUUUUUAGUGCAGGGAAAUGAGCGAUGAGUGGCACAUAUACAGUAUGAAUAUGUUGUCAGAAUGAGCAGCUAUUUGAAUGACUGAUUAUGAAGAUGUUUCUUGUAUGUGUUUUUGUUGAUGUGUGUGAUCAAAUAUACUGACUGUGUGUGUGUGUGUGUGAUAUUUUCUGAUAUUGCCCCAUGGCUCCAUUUUAGUAUUGUUUGUAUAGAGGAAAGCGUGAGUGGUAUAAAAAACUUUUCAAUAACAAAUAAAGCUUCAGUGAAACAAA
Dicentrarchus labrax (European seabass) is the source of this 4957-nucleotide messenger RNA. RefSeq names its product membrane bound O-acyltransferase domain containing 1 (gene mboat1). Gene Ontology annotation, cellular component: membrane. Gene Ontology annotation, biological process: lipid modification. Bases 210 to 1748 code for a protein of 512 amino acids. The record is from RefSeq and is a predicted model, not a curated record. The transcript is spliced from 13 exons. NCBI's taxonomy places the organism in Eukaryota, Metazoa, Chordata, Actinopteri, Moronidae. Gene Ontology annotation, molecular function: acyltransferase activity.